AUGGAUCCCACCAAACCCAACUCUCUCGACACUUCACCGUCCGCUUCUCAAACCAACAACACCAAAACUUUCGCAGAAACCACAGCAAACAUACAAUUUCCAAAAAAAGACCAAGCAAUCGUUUUUAACUCUAUUGAAGAUGUCCCUCAAAUUGAGUAUAUUAAAGCCUUCAGUCAACUUACUUCACCAACCAACAUCACAUUCGCAUCUAGAAUAUCUAAUAAUAGAUUUUGCAUUUACUUUACAAAUAAAAAUAUUGUCGAACAAAUAAUUAGCCAGCAGUCACACAUUGUCAUAAAUAAUUCAAAGAUAACAUUCCGCCGUCUAAUUAACCCAGCCAAAAGAAUAAUAUUAUCUAACGUUCAACCGAUCAUACCGCACGAAGCAAUUAAAAACGCAAUCGCAAAUUUGUCAAUUAAAAUACUAUCACCGAUUACCUUUAUGAAGGCCGGUUUCACUGAUAAUGAAUAUGGGCAUAUUGGUAGCUUCCGCCGACAAUUAUAUAUAAACCCAGACGACAAUGAUAAAUUACCCAGCUCAAUCUUAAUUGAAUUCGAACAAACAGAAUACCGUAUCUUUCUAUCAGAUGACACGGUAAUAUGUUACCUGUGCAAACAAACUGGUCACACAUCAAAUCGAUGCAAAAAUGCAACAGAAAAUAAAAUUACUGAUUCCCAACAGAGCCACCAAAAUUCUAUCCCAAGCGUCAACGACACAGAAAGUAACACUCAACAACAUGAUUUCGAACACCAAUCAAACAGUACUAGUAAUUCUCCAUUUUCCUCCCAAGAACAAGUGGAACAAGUAAAACGACCAGCGCCUUCAUCAUCUUCUAGCAUUUUAAACAUGGAUAAUGACCUCACCACAGAAAAUCCAAUUAAUCUAUCUCAAACAAAAAGUAUCACACAAAACGUAAUAAUCAACAAGAGCUCAUUAGUAACAAAAUUAAAAGAGUCACAAUCCAAAGAAAGAAAAGCAAACAACCCACCAACAACACAUCCUACAACUCCAAAGACCAACGAUUCCAACCCUAAAGCCAAUAAGCCAACCCAACCGCUCACAAAAAAACCAAAACGAUCAAACUCAAUUGAACAAAUUAUAUUAAAAUUAGACGAGUCGUUAGCAUCAGCCAAGCUGGAGUUUGAAAAAAUGCCAAAUCGAAAAAUAGAUUUUAAUCAACUCAAAUACAUAAUAGAAAAUACACUCAGCACCCAGGACCCUUCUAGUGUUCUAAAGGAGUUCAAUAUAUCGUGGAUGGAAAUGAUCGAAAUUCUGGAUACGAUCCGCCCUAAGGUUAAAAAUCUAAGCAUCAAAAACAGGCUAUCCAGACUCUCCAACUCCCUACUCGAUAUAACUCUAGGUAACAACCCUACCACAGAGCAAUUAUAA
Macrosiphum euphorbiae (potato aphid) is the source of this 1389-nucleotide messenger RNA. The record is from the annotation of a GenBank genome assembly. Lineage: Eukaryota; Metazoa; Arthropoda; Insecta; Hemiptera; Aphididae.